CGUGCUCCCGGUCCAUAAUGGCUGACGUGACGGAGAACUUCAUAAGUGGCUACAAUCGGUUUCUGCGGGACCACCGAGAUAGCCGAAGUGCUGAUCUUCCGCUGUUGACUGCAAACUGGCAGGUUCCGAUGAUCGUCGCAGCCUACCUGGUGGUGGUUCUCCAGAUCGGACCACGUUUUAUGGCCAACCGUAAGCCAUACGAGUUGAAAGGGGUGAUCCGGAAGUACAAUCUACUACAAGUGCUAGUCAACGGUGUGCUCUUUGUGGUGCUGAUCCGCCACCUAUUGAAACGGGCCAGCUUUUCCUACGUUUGCCAACCGGUCGACUUAUCCAGCACUGCCAGUGGCUAUGAAGAACUGUACGUUUCAUAUGCUUACUUCGUAUUGAAGGUUCUCGACCUGGCAGACACGUUGUUUUUCAUCCUACGCAAGAAGCAGUCACAACUAUCGUUCCUACACGUCUACCAUCACGCUACCAUGGUAGCGGUCUCCUACUUUGGUGUUCUGUUUGUUCCAGGAGGUCACAAUUUAAUUCUGGGCGUGUGGAACACACUGGGUCAUACGGGUAUCUACCUGUAUUACUAUCUAACGACGUACAACUCUAGGCUAGCUGCUCACUGUAAGAAGCACCUCACCCGAAUGCAACUGUUUCAGUUCGUCUAUCUGAUGGUUCACUUCGGUCGACCCGCACUGACGGGGAUGGACUGCGGCUUUCCCCAGCUGUGGCAUUGGAUCGGACUGCUGCAGACGGGGUUCUUCUUGGUGAUGUUCCUGGAUUUCUACGUCAAGUCCUACGUUCGGAAGCCGCAGAAGUUGGAGUGAAGCGUGGUUGCUAAG
Molecule: messenger RNA, 836 nt
Organism: Ochlerotatus camptorhynchus
Lineage: Eukaryota; Metazoa; Arthropoda; Insecta; Diptera; Culicidae
Product: very long chain fatty acid elongase AAEL008004-like
Exons: 4
Coding region: 18-821 (267 amino acids)
Biological process (GO): fatty acid elongation, saturated fatty acid; very long-chain fatty acid biosynthetic process; fatty acid elongation, monounsaturated fatty acid
Cellular component (GO): endoplasmic reticulum membrane
Molecular function (GO): fatty acid elongase activity
Source: RefSeq, a predicted model, not a curated record